UUAGCGACAGGUUAGCGUUGCGUUCUAACUAAAUUGGCGAUUGACAUGACCAUUGAUCUUAAUCUACUUGAGUUAUUUUGAAGCGGCGAUGGUACAGAGCUUUCUAAUAGUCUUUAUGGGAUGUCAUUUGGAAAAGUGGAGAUAAAAUCUUACGUACGCGACACUUCCUCAGUAUGUCGAAAACUAAAAUCGUUUACAUUCAUGAGUUGCCCCCAGUUGUGCUCUACGACUUCACAAGGCUAAUGGAUACCCUUUCACAGUCAGAUUGGAUUGGAUUUGCCUCGCACGUGGUACGGGAUCAGACGGAACUUCGACUGAUAGAGCGUUGUGAGGACAGGACAGACAGGCUAAUGCACAUUUGGAGCUGUCGCAAUGGCACUGUGUCAGAUCUAAUCACCAUUCUCACGGACCUGAAGAUGUACAGAGCUCGAGAUAUCAUCUUCAACUGGAUACAGACCCAGUCACCCACGGUAGAGCAACCUCCCUGCCCCCAUCGUUUACCACCACGGUCACCACCACGGUCGUCUUUUUCACCACCAUCAUCUUUGUUCUAUCCAGUCAAAGAGCCCAAGCAUACCAAGCCAGUGUCAGAAUCUAAACAUCUACCCUUACCUGGCCCUCCACCAGCUGAGUUGGUGUCUCAUGAAGGGAGAAAGCCCACUGCUUUACCAGAAGCUCAGGCCUCUUCCUCUCAGCCAGCUAGCCUGAAAUCGGUGGAUCUAUACAAUUCCCUCUCCUCCUGCGCCAUGUUCUGGUCAUUUGAGGAGAUUCAGAGAGGGACGGAAAACUUCUCUUUGGCACGCCAGAUCGGAGAGGGGGGGUUUGGAAUGGUGUACAGAGCCACUAUGAGAAACACUGAAUAUGCUGUGAAGAAACUGAAAGAGGAUUCUCAACUUGACUGGACAUUAGUGAAACAAAGCUUUAAAACAGAAGUGGAGAAACUCUCAUUAUACAGACACCCCAACAUCUUGGAUUUUGCAGGCUACAGCAUUGAAGAGGGAACCCAUUGCCUCUUGUAUGCCUUUAUGCCAAGUGGGUCAUUGGAAGAUAGACUCCACUGUCAGGACAUUCCUGUGCUCUCCUGGUCUCAACGCUUGGGAGUGCUGUUGGGAGCUGCAAAGGCCCUGCAGUUUCUUCACUCCUGGUCACCACAGGUCAUCCACGGAGACGUCAAGAGUUCAAACAUCCUCCUUGGAGAACAUCUGGAGCCUAAGCUGGGAGACUUUGGGUUGGCUCGAUUAUGUCAAACCACUUGCAGGGCCACAGGCAAGACGACCACUGUUGCUAAGACGAAGAACGUGCAGGGUACACUGGCAUACUUGCCUGAUGAAUACGUGAAGGACGGUCUGCUGGGAGUGGAGAUUGAUGUAUAUAGCUUUGGAGUGGUUUUGCUGGAAGUGCUGACUGGCAGAAGAGCUUUGGAAGUUACUGACCGAUCGAAGCCUAUAUACCUGAAAGACUUGAUCACAGAGCUUGACGAUGAUGAACAAAGCACCCGCGCUAGUAAACCUGGUCAGACUGAGACCAUUUCGACAGCAGCACAACACAUCUGCAGGAGUCAUCUGGACCCUAAAGUUGUGACUGGAGGCAGACCUGUCCCCAGUGGAGCUCUGGAGAUUGCUCAGCUAGCUUGCCAGUGUCUACAUCGCAGGAGGAAGAAAAGGCCCCCGAUGGCUGAGGUAUUCAAGACACUCCAAAACAGCUACAAGGAUCAGAUCUACACUUGCAGAUCAACAAUCAACAUCUCGUCAGAGCCCCCUCAACCACCUCCACCUCAGACGCCGGCCUGGACGGACCCCUCUAUGGAGGCUCUGAGUUCUGAAUUCUCAAAGCUAGGACCUCAAGAAGACACAUACUGCUGCACUCAACAUGUCCACUUGCCUUCUCUCAGUUCCAUGACAUCCUCAUCUGAAUUUCAAGAAGCUGACAGCAACAAAGACACAUUGGGCGUGAACUUUUCCAGCCGCUUUCCCUGUGAAUCAGAUGAGAGUCAGGGCUUCUCACAAUACUUUAGUUCUUCCGACUCUUCUACGCUUCCCAAAGGUAACAUACCUGGGACAAUUCAGAGCCUGGGAGAUGGGGACUACACUUCAUCUGGCUCGCUGUCAGGUCGUUCACAGACCAGCUCAGCAUCAGGUUUAUCUAGUGAAGGAAUUGUGGUUAAUGCUGCGAAACAGCAAUUGGUACACAAAAUGACACUUUAUGAAAAGGGAUUGCUCGCUUCAUCUGGGUUGUUUUCCUCUGGGAGUGGCUCUUAUGGUGAAGAAAGUACCCAAAGCCAGGAGCCAGUGGAGAGUGAGGAGUUUGAAUACUAGCCAACAUAUAAUACCCAUCUAUGCAACAAUAUAUGUUACAGUUAAAGUAUCUGUCAUAAUGUGUCCAAUUCAAGAUACUUUUCCGCAGUGGUUCUUAGUUAAAGGAACCAUAUGUAGGAUUUUGGCCAAAACUGGUACUGCAAUCACUUUCAAAUUACGAUAGAGCGAUGUAUCCCCUCCCCCUUCCCCCGACUCGAGGUUGCCAUGCUAGGCUGCGGGAUCCAGCAGGAACGUAAGCACUAGGCUGCUACAAGGAGCUUCCAAUGGCAAGUGCUAUUGUUGUUUUCCUCAGGGUCUCAGUAUAAUGAUAGAGAAACUGGCUCUGAAAGUGCAUUUCUAAUGUUAGAAAUGAGAACUCGCCGUUUUUAUUUCCCAAACAAUACCUUUUCAAGUCGAUGACCCACCUCCUCCAUAUGUGGCAACAUAACAUUGCUUUGCACAAUAAUGCAUAACUUUGUUCGACUGUCAUGAAUAUUUGAAAUGUUUAUUCAUAUUAAGUACAAGUAAGUUAGCCAAACAUAAAUUAAUCUUGCCUGUCGAGGAGAAUUAGCAAUGUUGGCGUUUGUCUUCAAAUUCUUCUCCGUUUUCAGCCGUCUCCAUCUCUUAUACAAAUCCUUGUUUUAUUUCGGACUUUGUCACAACGUUUUGUAACGUUAGACAUUUGUUUAUCCAACACGUUUGUAGCUGUAGCUGUGGAAACCCGGAUGCCGAAACACUACUGACUUUGUGAUUAGUAGAUACUGUAGGUGGAGGGUGGCGCAUCAUGCCAACACACAACAUGUAAGCAUCAAUAUCAGUUGAGGGCUGCAACUUCACUGUCUUUUAAUGACAAUAUCCUGGCCGGACUACUGUUGUCAGUAAUAUAAGUAUUUGAAAUUAGCAUGAUUUUUUAAUGUCUAGUGACAUAUCAGGGCCAUUUUAUGAUUAAUUGAAAUGCAUUUCUUACAUACGGUUCCUUUAAUGUAAUGAGUUGCCUAAGCCCUAUUCGCACGGGAUUAGUAUUACCUGUGGACCUUUGGUGAUUUGUGAUAAUUGCGGAGAAUGUCUGAGAUCUUAGUCCCGUGCGAAUGUGCCAUGUCUGUAAUUUGUAAAGUAAAAAUUCCGCCGCAAAUUACCUACUAUAUUUCGCCAAACACAGACGUCCGGUGAUAAUACUAAUCCCGUGUGAAUCUGUAUCUCAGUGAUUGCUGUUGCAAUUGCAUAUCUUUUCUACUUUCUGUGUUGUUUUCGGACGUUAGCAUACGACAUAUCCGGGUGUAAUGUCAGUGAAAAUAGAGUAAUUUACAGACUUUGCUUAUCCCGUGCGAAUGCGCUGCAAGUAACACAGAGGUGGGGCGAUAAUUUGAAAAUGACCUGUGGUCCACAGGUAAUACUAAUCCCGUGCGAAUAGGGCUCUAGUGUUCUGCAUCACUGUGAUAGUUUUGGAUCUUUCAAGAGGGCUCUGUUUCAGUUUACACUUUAUUCAUUAAAGGGACACUUCACCGAUUAGCAUUAAGCUUUGUAUCUUUAGAAAGCCAGUCAUGUUUUUGAAUGGUUGUGCAUCAUUCCCUCAGUUUGCCUUGAGAUGGGAAAAAUACGGAUUUCAAUGAAACCCAUGAAUAGGACUUCCUGCUUUCAAUGACGUAAAAUGAUGAUUUUUACAUAAUUGAAAGCAGGAAGUCCAACAAUGAAAUCCGU
Molecule: messenger RNA, 3992 nt
Organism: Sardina pilchardus (European sardine)
Lineage: Eukaryota; Metazoa; Chordata; Actinopteri; Clupeiformes; Clupeidae
Gene: irak1
Product: interleukin-1 receptor-associated kinase 1
Exons: 14
Coding region: 174-2315 (713 amino acids)
Biological process (GO): protein phosphorylation; signal transduction
Molecular function (GO): ATP binding; protein kinase activity; protein binding
Source: RefSeq, a predicted model, not a curated record